UUCCUCGUCCUCGGUUAGUGGUAGCAGCCCCCCGUUUGCGACCACUUGUCGUCGUCGCCGUCGCAAAAGUCAACGUUCUUAUUAAAUGAGAUGUCACAUUUGACGAGUACUUACGACUGCCACCCGUUUAUUUGGACAGGGCUGGAAGAAACCCGGUCGCACUACUGCUGGUUGGCAGGCCUCACAUCUGUCAGUCUGACACCACAAAGUGACGACGAGUGAGAUAUUAUUCUAGGUCGUAAAAAAUGUGUCAACUCAAACAUUUAAUCAGUACUGGACGUGUUUGCUCUUAGAAAACUUUUAACUUUUGGACGAUUUUUUUGUGAAGUGAAAAACACUUUAAAUAGUUGAGUUUCGUAAAGUGUGAGGCCAUUUUACACGGAGAAAUCAUUGAGAAAACGAGACACGGAUUUUUUAAGAUUUUACUUUACACGGAAGAAGUAUUAGAAUGACGAGUUCAAAAAUUUCUCCCAAUUUUCCAGCCUCGGCCUUUGUGGUGACCGUGUUCUGUGCGGCGGUGUUUCUCCUCCUUCCGGACGGAUCUUGGGGAGGCGAGGUGGAUGGUCAUCACGGAGGAGAUGAGGUGCAUUCUCGACAGAAACGGUUCAUCUAUUUCAACACCCAAUCUCCGGUCGAUAUUGGACUAUUGAUCACUCUUCCCCUGUCAUUUGCCCUGCCGACGUUUAACCUCAAGACGAGUAGGCGAUUUAGUCGGUCCGUGGGUCCAGGCGGGGAGGAAAACGACAUCAUGGCCAACCUCACCGCGGAAGAUAUCCUCCCCCUCGACUCCUUCGAUGAGCCGGCCUAUUCCGUCGAGCUGGGAAAAAUGAUGACAUACUUCACCAUUUUGGAGAUCGACGAAGACAUUUGUCAACAGCGAAUAAUCUGCGAUAUCUUCACCGAUCCAGAAAAAUUUAAACCCAUCAGUGACAUUUUCAUGCGGAAACUUACUGCUGACCACGGCCCAAUGACGGAGAAGAUGUCGAGCCGGUACUACCGUUACGUUCGUGCUAUGCAAGAGGGGAUGGCGUCUGGGGAAGUGGGGUGUAGAAAAGGGUUUGGAAAGUGCCCCUACUCCGCCGAAGAGAGACUUAACAUGCCUGCCCUCCACUUCUGGACGUAUUUAACUAACAUUCUUCGAAUGGAGUUUAGAGACGAGUAAAUUGUUCAGUUUCGUCACAGGGUCCUCGAUUACGUCAUUGUUCUUUUACUUUUAAUUUAUUGAUCUGUUAAUUUAUUUCAUGGUUUCAGGGUGGGUUAUUGAUUUUAUAUGGUAAUUUAUUGGUGAAAAUCAUUAUUGGUGUUUUUUUGAGAUACUUAAAAUAAAGUUGGUUCAAGUUAAUGAUUAUUAAA
Folsomia candida is the source of this 1353-nucleotide messenger RNA. RefSeq lists its product as uncharacterized. NCBI's taxonomy places the organism in Eukaryota, Metazoa, Arthropoda, Collembola, Entomobryomorpha, Isotomidae. The transcript has 5 exons. The record is from RefSeq and is a predicted model, not a curated record. Bases 449 to 1162 code for a protein of 237 amino acids.